AUGCGUCUAAAGUAUGUCGUACUGGCAAUUGCUCUAGGCUCGAUAUCGAAUAAUGACGGCCUUGUUACUGCUGACAACUCGGAGAAUCUCCGACGUGGUGUUAUCCAAGAGCACAAAAUCGUUUCCUUUGCAUCAGAGACGGAGACGGGAGAAUCUCCGACGACGACAAGAAAGCUCAUUGUUACUACUGCGCCAUCUACCGAUGAGUCGGAUGAUACCCAGUCUAAUGUUAAGUCCUCGACGGGUGACAAGGCCGACAUGGACAAACUGCUGAAUGGCUUAACGGCCACCGGCAGUGGGCCGACGGGCGAUAAGAGCACCUUGGGCAACAAUGGUCCUACUCGGCCCCCGACGGCCAAAAACUUGGCCGACCUGGAUAAAAUGAUGGAUGGCUAUAUAAACGCCGGUAGUGGCUCGCCCGAUGACGAGAGUGACCCUAGUGUCAAAUCCGCAAAGGAAGACGUUAACGAGAAGGAAGACCCAGUCGAGAAGACCAACCAAGUUGAGAAGGAAGACCCAGUCGAGAAGGAAGACCCAGUCGAGAAGGAAGACCCAGUCGAGAAGACCGACCCAGUCGAGAAGACCGACCCAGUCGAGAAGAUCGACCCAGUCGAGAAGACCGACCAAGUCGAGAAGGACGAUUUAGCCGAGAAGGAAGACAAUGACAAGAAGGAGGAUCCAGACGAGAAGGAAGGCAAAGAUGACAAUGUUGAGGAUGGCUGGCUUAAGGGCAUCUUGAAACCGGGCAGUGGCGUGAACGAUGGUGUUACUGACUCUAGUACCAAAUUUUUGACUGAAGAGAAGGACGACAAGGCCGAUCAAGCUGAGAAGGCCGAGAAAGUCGAGAAGGACGUUCUAGCCGAGAAGGAAGACAAAGUCGAGAAGGACGUUCUAGCCGAGAAGGAAGACAAAGUCGAGAAGGACGUUCUAGCCGAGAAGGACAACAAGGACGACAAGGUCGAGAAGGACGACCUAGCCGAGAAGGAAGACAAAGACAAGAAGGAGGACCCAGACGAGAAGGAUGACAAGGCCGACAUGGAAAAACUGCUGAAUGGCUUAUCGGCCACCGGCAGUGGGCCGACGGGCGACAAGGUGGACAUAAAUGCGUUGCUGAAGAGCACCUUGGGCAACAAUGGUGCCACUCCUACUCGGCCCCCGACGGCCAAAAACUUGGCCGACCUGGAUAAAAUGAUGGAUGGCUAUAUGAACGCCGGUAGUGGCCCGGACGAUGACGACCCUACUGCUGAGAUUAAGAGCGACAGCAAGAGUCCUGAUACUUCUCUAACGAAUGCGGUAAAUGAAGCUCAAAGUCCAAGUGACUUGGCUACUGUCCAACCCUCGACGGAGACUGAUCCGAAUGCGGUAGCAACGGAUAGCGUGCCUGGACCAACUAGCCUGGGUAGUGUAAGCAUCCCUGUACCUGGUACACCGACGACUGCAACGACGACUGUACCGACGACUGUACCGACGACUGCACCACAGGCUCCGCUCGCCCAACCGACGUGUUCUCUCUGGGGUGGUAAACGCUGUCGAAAUCGUGACUGGACACCAAUUCUGGUGGAAUCGAGUAGGCAAGUUCGAGACAAUGGUCAAGGAAAUGUGUAUGUGUUUAUCAAAGGUGUCAUGCUUGACAUGGAUACAGACAAGAAAUGA
Peronospora farinosa is the source of this 1653-nucleotide messenger RNA. NCBI's taxonomy places the organism in Eukaryota, Oomycota, Peronosporomycetes, Peronosporales, Peronosporaceae. The record is from the annotation of a GenBank genome assembly.